AUGAAAGCAUUUUUUAAAAUAUUAUUUCAUUUUAAUCUUGUCCCAAAAUCUUUUCAGCCAUCACUUCAUUUCAAUAAAGAAAGUAACGAUGAAUCCAAGAUAAAAAUUCAUUUUGACCAUGGCACAACAACGUUAUCAUUUAAAUAUAAAAAUGGAGUGAUCGUUGCAGUUGAUUCCCGGGCUACAGCCGGUCCAUGGAUUGCUUCACAGAAUGUAAAAAAAGUGAUUGAGAUUAACCCUUAUUUGCUGGGAACCAUGGCGGGUGGUGCUGCUGACUGCUCCUUCUGGCAACGGUUCCUUGCUGAGAAGUGCAGAUUAUAUGAGUUAAGAAACAAAGAGCGGAUAUCAGUUGCAGCUGCUUCGAAACUCCUAGCAAAUAUUCUUUACGGUUAUAAAGGAAUGGGUCUAUCUGUUGGAACGAUGAUUGUUGGCUGGGAUAAGAGGGGACCAGGCUUGUACUAUGUUGACAGCGAUGGCACGAGGUUGAGCAGCGUGAUGUUCAGUGUGGGUUCAGGUUCAACGUAUGCGUAUGGAGUGCUAGACAGCGGCUACAGAUAUGAUUUGAGUGAUGACGAAGCUUACGAUUUGGGAAGAAGAGCCAUCUAUCAUGCAACUUACCGUGAUGCUUACAGUGGAGGCAUUGUCAGCUUGUACCACAUGAAAGAAAGUGGAUGGGUAAAAAUUUCUCAGGAUGAUGUCUCCGAUCUUCAUUACACGUAUCUAAAAGAAAAAAACUGA
This is a messenger RNA of Helobdella robusta, 738 nucleotides long. RefSeq lists its product as hypothetical. The coding region runs from base 1 to 738 and encodes 245 amino acids. Gene Ontology annotation, molecular function: threonine-type endopeptidase activity. NCBI's taxonomy places the organism in Eukaryota, Metazoa, Annelida, Clitellata, Rhynchobdellida, Glossiphoniidae. The transcript is spliced from 5 exons. Gene Ontology annotation, cellular component: proteasome core complex. The record is from RefSeq and is a predicted model, not a curated record.